Messenger RNA from Dendronephthya gigantea, 941 nucleotides. Its product is annotated as basic salivary proline-rich protein 2-like. The coding region runs from base 116 to 649 and encodes 177 amino acids. The transcript is spliced from 3 exons. NCBI's taxonomy places the organism in Eukaryota, Metazoa, Cnidaria, Anthozoa, Malacalcyonacea, Nephtheidae. The record is from RefSeq and is a predicted model, not a curated record.
GUUCUUUUAAGUACAGCCUGUUGUCAGAUGAUCAAUAAUAUAUUACUUCAUCGUUCUACUUCUUCGCAAGACUUCGAACCAUCAAGACAACUUGAAUAGUUUUUCAAGUCCGGAGAUGAACGCUCAAAUAGUGGUUCUGUUUACGUUUUGUCUUGCAACAGCAAGUUUAGCUGCGCCGGCUGCGCCGGCAACACCGGCUCCAGCUAAAGCAGCAUCCGCGCCACCUCCAUCAGGCAAUGGCACAAGUGGUGCAGCCGCUGCCGCUCCAGCUGGAGCAAAACCUGAAUACCCCAAAGAUCUAGGCAACGGAGUGGAGAUGAUCAACCGUGAAGAUUGCCCUGGUGGUUACUGUGAGACCUUCCUUAUUCGCCCACCACCUCCAGGCAUGGGAUUCCCCAUGCCCAUGGGAAUGGGUGGUGGUAUGGGUAUGGGCAUGCCUAUGGGUAUGGGUAUGCAACAACCAAUGGGUAUGGGAAUGCAACAACCGAUGGGAAUGGGUAUGCAGCAGCCGAUGGGAGGUGGUAACCCAUGUUGUCCUCAGUUGCCUCCAUCACCAUGCGGAGGCAUGCAGCAACCAUCGUGUCAACUUGGACCUCCUCCUCAAGGAUGUAAUUCUCCCUGUCCUCCUCCACCAAUGAUGGGGCGCUAACUUGCGGAUAGCCUUAACAAACUCUAUACGGAAAAUGUGUCGCUCGGUUGUUCACAAAGACUUGAUAAUUCGUUUGAAAAUUUUAUUAAUAUAUAAUAUGUAAAUUUGAAUGUAUAUUUUUCCAAGAAAUAAAAGAUUGUAAGGACUGAAAAACCCAGGAAGGAAAUAUGGAAACUCCGUCUAUGGACAAUAUUCACGGGCGUAUAACAUUUCUCACUAAUAAUAGCUUGAUGUACAUAACUAGCCAGUUGUAAUUUAGUGCAAAUACGAAAUAAAGCUAGUGAAUCCUAAA